Trichoderma reesei QM6a is the source of this 1118-nucleotide messenger RNA. RefSeq names its product ubiquinol cytochrome reductase. Gene Ontology annotation, cellular component: membrane. Gene Ontology annotation, molecular function: 2 iron, 2 sulfur cluster binding; quinol-cytochrome-c reductase activity. The transcript has 3 exons. Gene Ontology annotation, biological process: mitochondrial electron transport, ubiquinol to cytochrome c. The record is from RefSeq and is a predicted model, not a curated record. NCBI's taxonomy places the organism in Eukaryota, Fungi, Ascomycota, Sordariomycetes, Hypocreales, Hypocreaceae. The coding region runs from base 59 to 769 and encodes 236 amino acids.
CGAUUCCUCUCUCUCUCUCUCUCUCUCGUCACACGUCAACCCACAGCAAACAGCACCAAUGGCGCCUCUCGCAACUGCCACCCGCCUGUGCCUGCGCUCGGCCACGGCCGCCACCAAGCCCGCCGCCGUGCGCGCGCUGAGCUCGACUGCGGCUUGCCAGGCCGGCGGCGAUGCCUCGGCGUACAGCAGCCCGUUCAAGCUCAAGGGCGAGAGCAAGGCCAGCCAGGUGCCCGACUUUGGAAAGUACAUGACCAAGGGCAACGAGACGACCAACAAGCUGUUUAGCUACUUCAUGGUUGGCACCAUGGGUGCGAUUACGGCUGCCGGAGCGAAGAGCACUGUCCAAGAGUUCCUCGUCAACAUGUCCGCCUCCGCCGAUGUCUUGGCCAUGGCCAAGGUCGAGGUCGACCUGAACACCAUCCCCGAGGGCAAGAACGUCAUCAUCAAGUGGCGCGGCAAGCCCGUCUUCAUCCGCCACCGAACCCAGGACGAGAUCGAGCAGGCCAACAAGGUCAACGUCGCCUCCCUGCGCGACCCCCAGACCGACGAGGACCGCGUCAAGCGCCCCGAGUGGCUCGUCAUGCUCGGCGUCUGCACCCACCUGGGUUGUGUGCCCAUCGGCGAGGCCGGCGACUACGGCGGCUGGUUCUGCCCCUGCCACGGCUCCCACUACGAUAUCUCCGGCCGGAUACGCAAGGGCCCUGCGCCUCUCAACCUUGAGAUUCCCGAGUACGACUUCCCCGAGGACGGCAAGCUUGUGAUUGGUUAAAGAGCUGGACAGGUGUGUGUGUGUGUGUGUGUGUGAAGACGCUUGGAGACGAAAGGGGGGGAAACUGUCCUAUCGCACACGACGAUGUAACAGUACUUGGGCGGAAACAAAAUCGGCGAACGAGAGGGACAGCUCCCGAAGGAGAAGGUGAGAGAAGAAGAGGUACAUAAUUCGUCUUGGGAUGAUGAAAACAUCGACAAAAAGCAUAGAUUUCUCCUCUGGGGGUGGCCAAGUCUAUUGGUGGAGAGUAUGGGAGGUGCGGUGAGGCGAUGGAUGGGUUUGGUUGGGAACCAAGAUAUGGAUAAGACGGCGUGUCUCAUGUUUUGCUGGGAAUGGGAUGCGCCAACAA